This is a messenger RNA of Paramecium pentaurelia, 1535 nucleotides long. Lineage: Eukaryota; Ciliophora; Oligohymenophorea; Peniculida; Parameciidae. The record is from the annotation of a GenBank genome assembly.
AUGUUUUUCAUUUAUAUAAUCUAAUUACUUUAAGUACUGGGAUAAGAUGAUGAUCCUAUUCACACUUCUAUCCUUUAUGGAAGUUCAGAUUUAGGAUAUUAUUUUGUUAACAUUUAUGUUGGCAAUCCUCCACAAAGACAAUCUGUUAUAAUAGAUACUGGAAGCUCAAUAACAGCUUUUCCUUGCGAUGCUUGUGAUUCAAAUUUAUCAUGCGGAAAUCAUUUAGAUUAAUACUAUAAUAGAAAGAAUUCAUCAACAUAUGAAGAUUUAAAUUGUAAAAGUUCAUUUGGGGAAUGCACCUGUCUUAGAUGUUCGAAUUAAUAAUGCAUUUUUUCAAUUUCAUAUUCUGAAGGAUCCCAUCUAGAAGGGUUUUAUGUAAAUGAUCAAGUGAUUUUUGGGGAUUUAUUGAUGGAGGCUAAGGCAUCUUCUAAUGAAUCAAUCUCAAAAAAGGAUAGUAGUGUGAGGAGUGUUUUUGGAUGUACUACUAGAGAAACAAAUUUAUUCAAAACUUAAUAGGCGAAUGGUAUAAUGGGAUUGUCUCCAAAGACAAACACUACUCUUGCAUUUCCUAAUAUUGUAGAUGAUAUUUAUAAACAACAUAGUGGAAUGAAAUUAUUCUUUUCUAUUUGCAUAGGAAGAAUUGAUGGUUUUAUGACAAUAGGAUAAUAUGAUUAUAAUAGACAUUAGUAAAAUAGUGCUUAUUAUACAAUUUAAUACUUUCAUACUGAAAAUAAACCAGUUUAUGGUAUUAAGAUUUCACAAAUUAGAGUUCAUAAUAAAACCAUAUUAGCUGGUGCAGAUUUAUAAGCAGGGGGAGGUUCUUUUGUAGAUUCUGGAUCUACACUUGUUAAUGCUCAUCCUGAUGUGACAAAAGCAUUAGUUAAUUUUUUUGUAUGUGAUUCUCCUAAUUGUCCUACAAUGUAAUAUUUUGAAGAUAUUGCAUGCUAUAUUUAUAAUAAAACGCUUCAUGGAUCAUAUGAAUAAUUUAUUUCAUUUUUUCCUACUUACCAAUUUAUAAUGGAUAAUAAUUUUAUAUUUGAUUGGACACCAAAAGAUUAUUUAACUAAAAGUAUGGAAUAACAUGAUGCUUAUUGUUUACCUGUUGCAGAAUAUUCUGGAAAUGUUAGAAUGAUUUUAGGUUAGGUAUGGAUGAGAAAUUGGGAUAUAGGUUUUGACAAAGAAAAUUAAACUCUAACUUUUGUAAGAAGUAAUUGUUCCUCAGAUAAUCUUAAACAUAAUUUUACUGCUGAUGAUUGGUUUUUAAAAGAAUUAAAUUAAUCAAAUAAUACAUUGAAAAUCAGACAUCCUCCAAAAAAUGUCGAUUAAGAAUUUUGUAUAUUAAAAAUUUAUAUUUUAUAGUAUACGAAGCUGUUAAAAUAAUAGUUGUAAUUGUUACAUCUAUAAUCAUAAUUAUAUUUAUAGUUUUUAUUAGAAGAAGAAAAUUAAAUAAACAAAUUAAAAAGGGAUCUAAAUUGCCAGAAGCUGAAGAUGAAACUUAGAAAACAGUCCAACAAAAGGUUGUUGUUGUUUAAUGA